This is a messenger RNA of Sarcophilus harrisii (Tasmanian devil), 4388 nucleotides long. RefSeq names its product autophagy related 9B (gene ATG9B). The record is from RefSeq and is a predicted model, not a curated record. Gene Ontology annotation, biological process: autophagy of mitochondrion; protein localization to phagophore assembly site. Gene Ontology annotation, cellular component: autophagosome; phagophore assembly site. The transcript has 14 exons. Lineage: Eukaryota; Metazoa; Chordata; Mammalia; Dasyuromorphia; Dasyuridae. The coding region runs from base 846 to 3770 and encodes 974 amino acids.
AUCACUCAGUGACAAAGUUUCCUAUCUUGACUCUAGAACUGAGGCAGACUGAGCGCUUCCAUCAUGAGCGUGGAUCUGUUGGAUUCAUCCUGGGCAAGUGUAGGUUAGAGUUUGAGGCAACACCCUAUGUCCCUGACCCACGGCCUCCUCAUCUAAAAGGAUAGUUUGGACUAGAAAACUUUUAAGGUUAUUUUAAACCCUAAAUCCUGUCAUCCGUUCCUGUCCGGUCCCCAGGUCUGUUAGACCAAAGUCCAUAGUGCGCAGACAGCCCUUUAGCUGACGCGACCCUCCAGGAACCAGAGAAGCCAUGUUUGUCUCACCGUCUCCCAGGGCACCCGGCCUCUCGUAGCUCCCGGGCGUGGCCCUGGGUGGCUGAGUCAGCAACUGAGGGAGGAGGCUGGGUGCCUGAGUGCCACCUGCCUUUCCUGAAGAGUCAGCUCUGCAGGAAUGAGGCCGGACGGGCUGGCCUCCCUGGUUCCCCUCUCCGGGUGGAAGGCCAGCAAGAUCUCUGCUCGGUAUCUCACCCUUGGGAUUUUGAGACGUUCCCUCCAAACCGAGCAGUCUCUUUUCCUCCCCAGUCACCCGAGUCUGCUUCUUGGAAGUCUCGAGGAACUGUUUGAGCCCGACUGAGUCAGAGAUGGGCAAGAGGCACAGGCAGAAUGCCAUGAGGCAGGGCACUGGGAGAGGUGUAGGUGGGGAACAGGGUCUGUUUGAACAUCAUCCAGCUGGUGGGAGAGAGAAGGAAUCCAGAGGCGCGGGAGACCUUGUGGUUCCCCCAGGAGUCUUGGGAGGGGCCAUGAGUGGUCAAACAGGUGAUUGGGAGUCAGGACGCCCAGGGCCUGCUUAUGGCUGAGUCACUCUGUUGUUGUCGUUUGAAGAACCACAAGCUCUGCUCCCCAGAAAACAACAGCAGUGUUUCUGUUGGAGGAACCAGCCCGAUGGUGAGACGGAUGGGAUGGGGGGGGACAAAGGGGCAGCAAGAAAGAUGGGGGGAGCUGGGGCCAGGAGCUAUGUUAUUAUCCCCUUUGCUCCCUCCUCCUCCUCAAUGUCUGGGGCCUGGAAGGGGUAGGAUCUCUGUCUUUUCUAUGUCUCCAACCCCCUACACAAGAAGCUCUCCUUCCCCAUUUCUUGCUUCCAUCCCGAGGCCCCUUAGCCCAGCCAGGACUUCUGGGGUAACUCAUCCCCACAGCAGUGACCUCCAGGCCCCAGAAACCUCUUCACCUCAUGGGGAGUCUUCUGGGACCCCUUGCUCUGCUCCAUCUGGCCUAAGAUCCUACUCCACCCCAUGCCUGGCCUCGGUGACUCCCCUUCCCUCACAGUGGUCUCUCCAGACUUCCUCUGGGCUGCGGAUGGGCCCCCUAAUCCCAGAACAGGAUUACGAACGACUGGAAGACUGUGACCCUGAGAGGGACUGUGACAACAGCCAAGACUCACCCCUCCCAGGGGAUGACCAGGAACCCCUGCUCCAUGUGCCAGAGGGGCUCAAGGGCUCUUGGCAUCACAUCCAAAACUUGGACAGCUUCUUCACCAAGCUCUACAAUUACCAUCAGCGGAAUGGCUUUGCCUGUAUGUUUCUGGAGGAUGCCUUCCAGUUAGGACAGUUCGUUUUCAUUGUUGCCUUCACUACUUUCCUGCUCCGCUGCGUUGAUUAUGAUGUUCUCUUUGCCAACCGACCUGUUAACCAUACACGGCCUGGAGCCCCUGGCUCCCACCAGACCCCUGGAGUCCUUCCCAGCAAGGUGACCCUGUCUGAUGCUAUCCUGCCUGCCGCCCAGUGUGCCCAGCGGGUACAUUCCAGCUCACUCCUGAUCUUCCUUUUAUUCCUGGCCACUGGGUUUUGGCUAUUCCGUCUUCUACGCUCCCUCUGCAACCUUCUGAACUAUUGGGAUAUCCGAACAUUUUAUAGAGAAGCCCUGCACAUCCCCCCUGAGGACCUCAGCAAGGUGUCCUGGGCUGAGGUCCAGUCUCGCCUCCUGUCCCUGCAGCGUGGGGGGGGCCUGUGCGUGCUGCCGCGGCCCUUGACCGAGCUCGAUGUUCACCACCGCAUCCUGCGCUACCCCAACUACCUGGUGGCCCUGGCCAACAAGGGCCUGUUGCCAGCCCGCUGCCCACUGCCCUGGGGAGGCAGCGCCACUUUCCUCAGCCAGGGACUGGCCCUCAAUCUUGACCUGCUCUUGUUCCGGGGACCAAUCUCUCUCUUCCGUGGGGGCUGGGCAUUGUCCAGUCCCUACAAGCGGAACUGUCAGAGGCGGACGCUUGCCACCCGCCUCCGCCGAACUCUGCUGCUGCUGGCACUGGCCAACCUGGCUCUCUGUCCGCUGGUGCUGGCUUGGCAGGGCUUGCACGCCUUCUUCAGCCACGCGGAACUGCUGCGCCGGGAGCCGGGGGCGCUGGGAACGCGGCGCUGGUCCCGCCUGGCCCGCCUGCAACUGCGCCACUUUAACGAGCUGCCCCAUGAGCUCCGCGCCCGUUUGGCCCGUGCCUACCGCCCUGCUGCCCGCUAUUUGCGGGCUGCCGCCCCCCCAGCCCCACUCUUGGCUCUGCUGGCCCGCCAUGCUGGUUUCUUUGCCGGUGCCUUGCUGGCUGUCCUGUUGGUGCUCACAGUGUAUGAUGAGGAUGUGCUGGCUGUAGAACAUGUGCUGACCACCAUGACAGGGCUGGGGGUGGCGCUGACUGUGGCCAGGUGCUUCAUCCCGGAGGAGGAGCUCGUGGGUCGCUCCCCAAAGUCCCUGCUGCAGGCCGCUCUUGCUCACAUGCAUUACCUCCCGGAAGAGCCAGGACUCACCCGGGAAGCCAGCACUCACCACCAGAUGUCGCAGCUCUUGCAGUACAAGGCAGUCUCUCUCCUAGAGGAGCUCCUCUCUCCAGUCCUCACCCCGCUCGCCCUCCUCUUCUGGUUUCGCCCUCGUGCCUUGGAGUUCAUUGAUUUUUUUCGGCACUUCACUGUGGAUGUAGCUGGGGUUGGGGAUGUGUGUUCCUUUGCUCUCAUGGAUGUGAGACGCCACGGCCAUCCCCAGUGGCUCUCGGCAGGACAGACAGAGGCCUCGGUGUCCCAGCGUGCGGAAGGGGGGAAGACAGAGCUCUCCUUGAUGCGUUUUUCACUGGCCCACCCCCGCUGGCGUCCACCUGGGCACAGCUCGCGAUUCUUGGAGCAGCUUCGGGGCCGAGUACAGCAGGAUGCUGCUCUCUGGGCUACUACUCCAGUCCGGUCUCCCCCCACACCCGGUCACGGUCCCAGCUUUCUCAGUGACUCCACGUCUUCACCCGAGGCGCUCCUGGCCAGCCUGAUGCUACAUCCCCUUCUGCCACCCCGGGAUCUGAGUCCAGUUGCUCCCUGCCCAGCUGCUGCAACUGCCAGCCUCUUGGCCUCUCUCUCAGGUUCCACAUCACAGGCUGGCCACGACCCAAGUUGUGUCUCUCCAGGAGGUGCUGGGGUCCGGAACCCCGCCCUGCUUUCUGAGCUUGCCUCUGCUGAGAUGAGUCUUCAUGCCAUCUACCUGCAUCAGCUCCAUGAGCAGCAGCAGCAAGAGCAGUGGGGGGAAACUUCAGCCACGCCGCUCCCAAGGCUCUGGCCCAGUCCCCAGAGGCUACUCACCCCUGAAGAUGAGACCCUGACCUGGCACAGUGAUGGUACCAGCCCUGCCUCUAGCUCCAGCUCCAGCCCCAGACAACAAUGGGGGCCCAAGGGAGCCAGUAAUCUACCCCUUGGGGGGUGGCAAGAAGAGGGCAGUGUUCAGAAGGAGGCAGAGCUCAAUCCCAGCAGUGGUUGAGAAGUCAACCAAUGUGAUGCUCCAUCCCAGUUGGCUGGUUGAGGUUGGGAAGACAAUUAGCCUUCAUCUGCUGGCUCUUAUGCAAGUCAUCAUAAUUCAGACCAGGGGCUGAGCCUUAGUGGAAGCUGGCAGGCCCUUGGGGGGGUGGGAAGUCUUGAGCUAGCCCCAGAGAACCGAAGUGAGGAUGUGUGGGGGGUGGGCCCAUGGGGAAAAACUGGGGGCAUCCCUUUACACAAGAUGAAAGGAGGGGGAGCAGUUGAUACCUCAUCAGCACCAGGCCAAUGACACCCUAACACCAGCAGCGAGACAGGGGAAGCCCCAUUUUCAUUACCAUCAGCCCCUCUUUGAAGGGGGGACAACAGAGCAGGGUCAUUCAUGAUGGUAUGGGUGACCGGAAUUAAAUUGUCUGGCAGCAGUCAGACGCUAGCCAUAAGGGAAGGGAAAUCAAGCUAAGGAGCCACCUUUUCUUUUAGUUCCCUCUGAGUCGGAAGGCACGCAGAGUGGGGGGUAGGUGGGAAGGGGAGAAUUGGUUUUGGGCAGACCCCUGAUCUUGGAAGUCUGUGACAGUGUGAGGGGCAGGGGGCUGCCCCUGGAAUAAAGCACCAAAGAUGGCUGUUA